AAAGCUGCAGUGUGUGUGCACAGAACACCUGAAACCUCGGACAAACAAAAUGACCUCAGUGGAGUCAAAAUCAGAGCUCUUUACUGUAGCCACAGGCGAUGGAGGGGACAACCAUCAGAAUGCGCCUAAAAAGUCCUUCUUUGAGCACUACAUUCAACCCUGCCUGGCAGAGAUCCUCGGCUCCACUCUCUUCAUGUUUGUGGGCUGUGUGUCGGUCAUGGGUAACGUGGGCAUCAGUGGGAGCAUCCAGCCUGCCCUGGCACAUGGACUAGCACUGGCGAUAGUAAUUGCGAUUUUGGGAGAAAUCAGUGGUGGUCACUUCAAUCCAGCCGUGUCUGUGUGUGUUUACCUCAUCGGAGGAAUGGAACUCAUACUCUUGGUGCCAUACGUGCUCUCGCAAAUGUUAGGUGGAGUGAUUGCUGCCGGCCUUGCUAAAGCUGUCACUACAAAUGAGGCAUUUGGAAAUGCAACUGGAGCAGCAUUUAAUGCCAUUCAGUCCGCUCAUGGCACUGGCUCUGCGACUAUGGCAGAGAUGAUAAUGACGCUCUUCUUGACCAUGGUUGUGAGCAUGGGCGCUGUAAACGGAAGGACCCGAAGUCAUCUUGCUCCCUUCUGCAUUGGACUCACUGUGACUGCAAAUAUUUUGGCUGGGGGUGGAAUAUCAGGAGCAUGUAUGAAUCCAGCAAGGGCCUUUGGGCCAGCGAUAGUGUCCGGUCACUGGACGUACCACUGGGUAUAUUGGGUGGGACCUUUGGCUGGUGCUUUGGUCACUGUCAGCAUUGUGAGGUUAAUAGUGGGAGACAAGAAGAUUCGUGUUAUUUUCAAAUGAUGGAGAUGGAGGACCUCAGAGGAUCUCAUGUUGCAAGCUUUUUAAAUUCCAAAUAACUUGUAAAGCAUUGUAUGAUAUUGUCAAACAUUUAUAUUAGUGCAGUAUUCUAAGCUUUUCUGUAUUCUGUUGCCUCAUUGUCUCUUGGACAAAUGUAUUUGUUGUUUUAGUUUUAUAGCCUGCCAUUGUGUAUUCUGAUGUUUUAUGUUAAUAAGCAUAAAGUCUUUUGUUAGA
Molecule: messenger RNA, 1060 nt
Organism: Ctenopharyngodon idella (grass carp)
Lineage: Eukaryota; Metazoa; Chordata; Actinopteri; Cypriniformes; Xenocyprididae
Gene: aqp8a.1
Product: aquaporin 8a, tandem duplicate 1
Exons: 5
Coding region: 50-829 (259 amino acids)
Biological process (GO): water transport; transmembrane transport
Cellular component (GO): plasma membrane
Molecular function (GO): water channel activity
Source: RefSeq, a predicted model, not a curated record